AUGGUAGACGAGGUGCCUGCCAUUAGCGACACGAAGAUCAGACGUCGUAAACGAGACGAAGAGUUCGAUUCACGGGGACGUACUCAGGUUGGUUUAAAGACUGCAGUCUGCGGAGGGUGGUUUGUGGUGAAGAGGGCGCAUGCAUGGACGACGCGGUUGGGGAUUCGUUCCACCUACAAAUAUCGGACUCGUGAUGACGAGAAGAAUUUGACAUGCAGACCAAGGAAGACGUCGAACACCCACAAGAUCUGCCGCGAAUUUAUGGAUCAAAAUUUUGAAAGCGCGCCUCCGGAAACGAUCGCAGAGGCCCAUCAACAGUCUGUUCCAGCGCCAUGGUUGGACCCAAUCCAAGGCCCUUGUCCGAUGAGGUCGCCGCUAGACUACAACUGGAUGGACUUUAAAUUCGGCAUUCACCCAAUUGCGCUUCUUUCACUUCUAAUCGCCAACACCGUCGAUCUACUGCGCCCUCCGACAACACAGGGACCUCCAGGUGGAGGAGUAGCCAGCACACGACGCACGCCCCUUGGUUCAACCGCUCUUUCCAUUUCGGGCAUCGACAUCGCCAACCACACCGACGUUGACGAGAACCUCACAGCUAGGCGGCGAUAG
Molecule: messenger RNA, 609 nt
Organism: Coprinopsis cinerea okayama7#130
Lineage: Eukaryota; Fungi; Basidiomycota; Agaricomycetes; Agaricales; Psathyrellaceae
Exons: 7
Coding region: 1-609 (202 amino acids)
Source: RefSeq, a predicted model, not a curated record